Molecule: messenger RNA, 1470 nt
Organism: Phytophthora nicotianae INRA-310
Lineage: Eukaryota; Oomycota; Peronosporomycetes; Peronosporales; Peronosporaceae
Exons: 1
Coding region: 43-1272 (409 amino acids)
Molecular function (GO): protein binding
Source: RefSeq, a predicted model, not a curated record
UGCAAACUUGAUCCAAAAGUAGGUUCAUUGUUGAAGCGCAAGAUGGCACUGGCCCAGCACUGGAGCGACGGGCGUGAGGACCCGCUGGAGGACACUGCGUCCGCGCUGUUGGCUGCUAGCGCAUCGGGGGAUGAGCACCGAGUUGCGAGUCUUCUAGAACAGGGUGUCGAGGUCGAUUUAGUGCUAGCCAACCGCUUCUUCGGGGAGACGCCGUGUGAACAGGCACUUGAGCACGGCCAUGUGGAAGUCGCGGAGCUGCUGCUGUCCGCUGUGUUGAGCAGCCCUCAAGGUGCGGAGCAGAUCUCAGAGCUGUUCUGGCGGCGACUACUAUCAGCAGCGCUUCGCAGUCAUCAGCUGUCGGUGUUGGGCUUCGUUCUGAGCUAUGAGCCGGACUUGAACUCGGACGUCCGUCACAGCGAGAAGCCGCUGUUCGAUGCCGCUCGGGCCGAUGAGGCGGAAAUGCUUAAGAUCCUAUUGGCUCACGGAGCUGAUGCAUCGGGUACAGACCCGGUGGGCAGCACGUUGCUGCAUAUUGCAGCGAAAUAUAGUGCCAUGAACGUGUUGCAGGUGCUCAGAGCCUCCAGUGUGAGGGAAGACGUGAACGUCGGAGAUUCGCUCGGCAAUACCGCGCUGUAUUAUGCAGCGGAUGGUGGUCAACUGGAAGUUGCCAGAGUGUUGUUUGAGAUGGGAGCGGAUGUGAAUCUGAGCAAUAGGAGACUCACGACGCCGUUGCACAUGGCGGUGAGCAAGGCGAGGCUGGGGAUGGCCAAGUUGCUGCUGGAGGAGGGACAGGCUGAUGUUGAUGCGACGGAUUUCCAGGGGAAUACGGCAUUGCUGCUUCUUGCUGCGAUGACGUCGUCAGAUUUGGAUGAGAAUGUCAGCGAUAGCGAAGAAGAGGAGGAGGAGUCUGUGCAGCUGCAAAUGGCCAAGCUGUUGAUUGAAUAUGGCGCCGACGUGAACGCGGCGAACACGGCCACUGCUACGCCGCUGCACCAGGCUAUGCGUCGCUACGACUUUGAUCUCGUGGAUGUUCUGCUAGCAAACGGUGCAGAUGUGAAUCAACGCAAUCGCUUUGGUGAUACGCCACUGCACCAAGCCGCACGCUUGGCGCUGUAUCCAGUUAUGUGGGAAAAGCUGCUGAGGCACGGCGCUAACCUCAGCGCUGAAGAUAGAAGCGGUCAAACACCGAUGGAACUGAUCCCAAAUAAUGUGCUUCGAGCUUCAAUCGCCGAAGUUGUGGCGAGUUUGACGGACACAAAGGACCAGAAGUGAGUGGGAAGGCUAUUACAUUCUGUUGCAUUGUUGUCCUUUGACGAUAUUAGUAUGUGCAUCAGCUUCAAUUCAAAUUGAUAAAGUGAAAGUUGCCUUAACAAAGCUCUGCUUCAAGUAGAAUUUAUGGUGUCUUCUCUGUUGCAAGGUUCCCUAUGUUACAGCUGAUCCUAUGGUCAGCCAAUCAGAUUUCACUGAUUU